ACAGUCCCAGGGACGGUUGCUGAGCGGGCCUGGGGUCCCGGGUCGCGGUGCCUCCCGCCCGUGCGUCCCUCGUCCACCUGUCCGAUCCCGAGCGAGGUAACCCGAGCCCGCGCCGGGCGGGCGGGCCGAACUGAGAGAAUCCCUUCAGCUGGCAUUCGGUGCCACAGGCACGGGAUCUCACCAGGAGGAGACGGACAGAGCUAGGGGCCAGCGAGAUGGCAGACGAGGCCUUGGCCGGGCUGGACGAGGGGGCCCUGAGGAAACUGCUGGAGGUCACGGCGGAUCUGGCAGAGCGGCGGCGCAUCCGCUCGGCCAUCCGGGAGCUGCAGCGGCAGGAGCUGGAGCGUGAGGAGGAGGCUCUGGCAUCCAAGCGCUUCCGUGCCGAGCGGCAGGACAACAAGGAGAACUGGCUGCACUCUCAGCAGCGGGAGGCCGAGCAGAGGGCUGCCUUGGCACGGCUGGCAGGGCGGCUGGAGUCCAUGAGUGAUGUGGAGGAGUUGACCGCACUGCUGCGAGGUGCCGGGGAGUAUGAAGAACGCAAGCUGAUCCGAGCUGCCAUCCGCCGCAUACGGGCCCAGGAGAUUGAGGCCAUCGCCUUGGCUGGGAGGCUGUGCAGUGGGCGUCCCAACAGUGGGUCAAGAGAGGACAGCAAGGAGCGGGUGAAACACAGGCUGGACCAGUGUGAGGUGCCAGAGCGAGAGGAACAGGAGCAGAAGGCAGAGGCCUCAGAGCCAACCCCAACCCCUGAGGCUGCCAGGCAGGACGUGACUACAGUGACACUUCUGCUGCGGGUCCCAAUUGGGGACACACCCAGCCCGUCCGCCUCACCCAACGGUUCGCCCACUACUGCCUCCCCCGAGCCUCCGCUGGAGCCUGCCCAGGCCCAGUGCCCUGCAGCUGACGGUCCAGACGGCCCUGAGCCCCCCAGCCCACCCAGAGCUGCCAGCCCUGAGCCCCAGGAGCCACCAGCCCCCACCAGCAGUAAGGAACAGGUAGUCAACAAGCUCCUGCCUGCUCCCAAAGAGCCUACUGCUGCCCCAGGCCCCAUCCAAGGCCCCUCCAACACAAAGAGAACAGACCUGGGUGGACCCCGUCCCUGCCAACACUCCCUGUCUGUGCUCAGCCCUCGCCAGCCAACCCAGAACCGAGAGCCCACCCCCUGUGCCAGUGGACCUUCCCAGUUCCAGCGGGCUGGCUCUGUGCAGGACCGCGUCCGCAAGUUCACGUCCGCCUCUCCUAUGGCUGCCGGGCUCCAGGACGGCCCAGCCCGGACAGCCCUUGGUCCCCAGACUCCUACAAAGCUCCUGGGCCCCUCCCUGGUCAGCACCACCCCUGCCUCCUCCUCCAGCAGCUCCUCCUCAAGGGGUGCCAGUGACACCGCCUCCCGGCUCGGCAAGGAGCAGCGAGGAACAACCCGGCCCCUGGCCCAGCUUCGGAGCUGCCCCCAGGAGGAGGGCCCUGGGGGGCGGGGCUUGGCUGCCAGGCCCCUUGAAAACGGAGCAGGGGGCCCCGUGGCCCACUCAGAGGAGCCCAGCGCCCCGCUGCCCGUGGCCGCCGGCACUGCCGAGCCAGGGGGCAGCAUGAAGACCACAUUCACCAUUGAGAUCAAGGAUGGCCGCAGCCAGGCCUCCACGGGCCGGGUGCUGCUGCCCACGGGCAACCAGAGGGCAGAGCUGACGCUGGGGCUGCGGGCACCCCCCACCCUCUUCAGCACCAGCAGUGGGGGCACAAGCGCUGUCACCCACAUCAGCAGCCCUGGGAACCUGGCCCAGCUGGGCACCGUCACUCACGUCACUAGCUUCAGCCAUGCCUCCCCUGGGAGCCGGGAAGGCUGCAGCAUUAAGAUGGAGCCUGAGCCAGUGGAGCAGCCCUCUGUUGCAGUGGAAGCGGCCAACGGUGGCGAGCAGGUCCGAGUGGACAAAGCCCCAGAGGGGCGAAGCCCACUGAGCGCCGAGGAGCUGAUGGCCAUCGAGGACGAGGGCGUCCUGGACAAGAUGCUGGAUCAGACCACAGACUUUGAGGAGCGGAAGCUCAUCCGGGCUGUGCUACGUGAGCUCCGACAAAGGAAGAGAGACCAGCGGGACAAGGAGCGGGAACGGCGGCUACAGGAGGCACGGGCCCGGCCAGGGGUCAGCCGCAGCAACACGGCCACCGAGACCACCACCCGGCAUAGCCAGCGGGCAGCUGAUGGCUCGGCUGUCAGCACUGUCACCAAGACUGAGCGGCUUGUCCACUCCAAUGAUGGCAGACGGACGGCCCGCACCACUACGGUGGAGUCAAGCUUCGUGAGGCGCUCGGAGAAUGGCAGUGGCAGCACCAUGGUACAGACCAAGACCUUCUCCUCCUCCUCCUCCUCCAAGAAGAUGGGCAGCAUCUUUGAUCGCGAGGACCAGGCCAGUCCGCGGCCCGGCAGCCUCGCGGCGCUUGAGAAACGCCAGGCGGAGAAGAAGAAAGAGCUGAUGAAGGCGCAGAGCCUGCCCAAGACGUCGGCCUCCCAGGCGCGCAAGGCCAUGAUUGAGAAGCUGGAGAAGGAGGGCGCCGCGGGCAGUCCUGGCAGUCCCCGUGUAGCCGUGCAGCGAUCCACCAGCUUCGGGGUCCCCAACGCCAACAGCAUCAAGCAGAUGUUGCUGGACUGGUGUCGAGCCAAGACACGUGGCUACGAGCAUGUGGACAUCCAGAACUUCUCCUCGAGCUGGAGCGAUGGGAUGGCCUUCUGUGCUCUGGUACACAACUUCUUCCCCGAGGCUUUCGACUAUGGGCAGCUCAGCCCACAGAACCGGCGCCAGAACUUCGAGGUGGCCUUCUCGUCUGCUGAGACCCAUGCGGACUGCCCGCAGCUCCUGGACACAGAGGACAUGGUGCGGCUUCGAGAGCCCGACUGGAAGUGCGUGUACACGUACAUCCAGGAGUUCUACCGCUGUCUGGUCCAGAAGGGGCUGGUAAAAACCAAAAAGUCCUAACCCCUGCUCGGGGCCCCACGGCUUGGGUGACGGGCCCGCGGCUUCCUGCCUUUCCGGAAGGCUUUUCCCCAUUCAAUCGCUCAAGAGCCUGAAGUUUAUGGAAGACCGGCAGGCUGCCGCAACAACCAAAGGACCUCGGGAUAGUGGGGCGCUGCCGGGGGCGGGGCCAGCGCUGACAUCCACCCUCGCGCCCCCUCCCCGCAGGAUGCUGGUGGACUGCGUCCCCCUGGUGGAAGUGGAGGACAUGAUGAUCAUGGGCAAGAAGCCCGACCCCAAGUGCGUCUUCACCUACGUGCAGUCGCUCUACAACCACCUGCGGCGCCACGAGCUGCGCCUGCGCGGCAAGAA
Molecule: messenger RNA, 3308 nt
Organism: Choloepus didactylus (southern two-toed sloth)
Lineage: Eukaryota; Metazoa; Chordata; Mammalia; Pilosa; Megalonychidae
Gene: SMTN
Product: smoothelin
Exons: 21
Coding region: 216-2960 (914 amino acids)
Biological process (GO): actin cytoskeleton organization
Cellular component (GO): microtubule organizing center; filamentous actin
Molecular function (GO): protein binding
Source: RefSeq, a predicted model, not a curated record